CUUUGUACGCAUGCCUCGAAUCCACUUCCUCCAAGUUUUAACAUGGCUGCUCGGGUGUUCAAAAUUGUCGCAAGCCGACCUACAAAGCUCUUGUUGCAGCCUUUCAAGACUGGGACAAGAGUAGUAAGAUGUCAAUCAGCAAAAGCAGCAACAUAUGAAAGUACUAUUGAAAAUUUACCAGAAACCAGAGUUACAACUUUAGAUAAUGGUGUAAGAGUGGCAACAGAGGACUCUGGGAUACCUACUUGUACUGUUGGACUGUGGAUUGAUGCUGGGAGUAGGUUUGAAAAUGCAAAGAACAAUGGAACAGCUCAUUUUCUUGAACACAUGGCAUUCAAGGGAACACAGAAAAGAUCACAGACAGAUUUAGAGCUUGAAGUAGAAAAUAUGGGUGCACAUUUAAAUGCCUAUACCUCAAGGGAACAGACUGUGUAUUAUGCUAAAUCAUUUUCAAAAGAUGUAAAUAAAGCUGUUGAUAUAUUGUCUGAUAUCCUACAAAACAGUACAUUAGGAGAACAGGAGAUAGAAAGAGAACGUGGAGUUAUUCUUAGAGAAAUGCAGGAAGUAGAAACCAAUCUCCAAGAAGUUGUGUUUGAUCAUCUCCAUGCUGUAGCCUAUCAAGGUACACCAUUAGGAAGAACUAUUCUAGGACCAACAGAAAAUAUCAUGACCAUCAACAGAAACGACUUACUAGAGUACAUUGGAAAUCAUUACAAAGGUCCAAGAAUAGUUCUGGCUGGAGCUGGAGGUGUUGACCAUGACGAGUUGGUUAAAACUGCCCAGCAGUAUUUUGGUAAUCUAGGUGCUGGUUAUGAAGGAAAAAUCCCUACCACAGAAACCUGUCGAUUCACAGGAAGUGAAGUCCGUGUCAGAGAUGAUACCAUGCCUUUAGCUCAUGUAGCAAUAGCUGUUGAAGGAUGUGGUUGGACUAAUCCAGAUAACAUUGCAUUGAUGGUUGCUAAUACUUUAAUUGGUAGCUGGGAUAGAUCCUUUGGAGCUGGAGCCAAUAUGGCUAGCCAGCUGGCAUCACAAAGUGCAUCCAUGAACCUUUGUCAUAGUUUCCAAUCCUUCAAUACAUGCUACACAGAUACAGGACUAUGGGGAAUGUACUUUGUUUGUGCCAGAGAACAAGUAGAGGGUAUGAUGACUGCUGUCCAGAGAGAAUGGAUGAGAUUGUGUAGAAGGAAAAUUAGCCCAGUAGAAUUAGAAAGAGCAAAAAGAUUAUUGAAAACUAAUAUGUUAUUACAAUUAGAUGGUUCUACACCAGCUUGUGAAGAUAUUGGAAGACAAAUGUUAUGUUAUGGCAGAAGAAUACCAUUUAGUGAAAUAGAAGCUAGAAUUGAUGCUGUUGAUACUAGAGUAUUGAAGAGUGUGUGUACCAAAUAUUUAUAUGACAAGUGUCCAGCAGUAGCUGCAGUAGGUCCAGUGGAAGCAUUACCUAUCUACUCCCGAUUACGAUCUGAAAUGUAUUCACUACAAGUAUAAUUUAUGACAUUGAAGUGCUUUGGAAUUCUUGAGCAGCCAUUAAAGUAGUUUGUGGAGACAAGAACUAUUUAUUUUAAAUCUGACAUGGAGAACUCAUAUGUGAUGUGAAAUUGUUAUAAAGUCAUUUAAAUGUU
This is a messenger RNA of Mytilus trossulus (common blue mussel), 1619 nucleotides long. RefSeq names its product mitochondrial-processing peptidase subunit beta-like. Gene Ontology annotation, cellular component: mitochondrion. Lineage: Eukaryota; Metazoa; Mollusca; Bivalvia; Mytilida; Mytilidae. The record is from RefSeq and is a predicted model, not a curated record. The transcript has 14 exons. Gene Ontology annotation, molecular function: metalloendopeptidase activity; metal ion binding. Bases 43 to 1485 code for a protein of 480 amino acids.